AGUUUAAUAUAAUAUUUUUAGUUCGACGAGAUAGUUCUUCGUGGACGGGAGAACAGUUGGUGUACAUUUUAAAGAAAAUCGGGAAAAGUGUCAUACAAAACACCGACGUGUUAAAACAUUUUUUUUUGGUUAUGAUUUAACGAAUUUACGAUAACAUUUUAAGCGCUUGUUACGUUAUAUGAUACGACGGGAAAGAUGGACGCUGAAAAAAGAGAACUUUCGACGUACAAUUUAAAGAAAAUGGAAACAGAUCUUGAAGAAGGUUUAGAAGUUGCAGGCUUUGGAAAGUACCAAUAUUUCCACAACACGUUAAUGGUAGUUAUUUUGGCAGCUUCCUUGAUAGAAAUGAUCGGAUGUUCUUUUCUUCUACCUUCCGCAGCUUGUGAUUUAGACUUACCUGAUAGUUUGAGAGGAGUUAUGGCGUCUAUACCAAAUAUAGGUGUUAUUCUGACUGCUCCGCUAUGGGGCAGGGCGGCCGAUAAUCUAGGCAGAAGACCAGUUCUGUUAUUGUCUACGAUGUUUGCUGGUUUAUUUGGAUUCAUUGCGUCUUUCAUGCCAACAUUAUUGACAUUUGCACUAUGUAAAUUAGCCGGAUCUUUCUUGUAA
Molecule: messenger RNA, 606 nt
Organism: Papilio polytes (common Mormon)
Lineage: Eukaryota; Metazoa; Arthropoda; Insecta; Lepidoptera; Papilionidae
Product: synaptic vesicle glycoprotein 2A-like
Exons: 4
Coding region: 196-606 (136 amino acids)
Molecular function (GO): transmembrane transporter activity
Source: RefSeq, a predicted model, not a curated record